AUGGAUCCCUCGACACUCGUGCGCGUCCUCGCAGUGUGGUUGCACCGCCGUCGCAUGCAACGAGAUGCGCGUAUCAAGGCUUUGGCAUACCACAUCUUCGCCUACAUCAACAAGUCGCCGAAGCGCAUGUCCAUUCUCAAGGGCACACUGUGGGUUGAUGAAGUCCUCUCCGGGAACCCCAACAAUUGCAUGGAAACGUUUCGAAUGCCACGAACAACGUUCGACAAGCUUGUGGUCCGCAACAGUUCGACACGGCACCUGCGAUCCGUGAUGGCCGCCAUGCGACGAAUGUGCCAGCUGUACAUCAAGAUGCCGUCAACAACAAGCCCCGUCCACCCAAACAUUCUCCACAGCCGCAAGUUCUUCCCAUUUUUCUCGAAUUGCCGCAUGGCCAUGGACGGCACCCAUAUCCCAGUGGCUGUCCCAUCGAGCAUGGUUGCCCGAUUCCAAAGUCGGAAGGGCGUCACAAUGAACGUCUUGGCUGCCUGCGACUUCGACCUCAAGUUCACAUUCGUUCUGGCUGGCUGGGAGGGGACCGCAGGAGACGGCAAGAUGUUCGAAGCGGCCAAACGAUUGGGAAUUGAGGCAACCGGUGACCAAUUCGACUUGAUGGACGCUGGCUUCGCACUCACGAAGCAUUGCCUCACUCCAUAUCGUGGGACGCGUUACCACUUGAAGGAGUAUGGGCGGGGGUCACGUCGUCCACUGACCAAGGAAGAAAUCUUCAACCUCCGGCACGGGCAGCUUCGGAAUGUGAUUGAAAGGAUUUUUGGCAUUCUGAAAAAGCGUUUUCCUGUGCUUGUGUAUCCAGUUGAGUAUGAUUUUGCCUUCCAAGUGGAUAUGGUUUUGCUGCCGCCGACGAUGAAGCUCAAAGAAACGACCGAGUUGAAGAUGCUGUACCAGACGAGCCAGAAAGCAACGAAGCCAAGCUUUGGCGAGACUCAAUUUGCUUCAGCGAUUUGGAGCCAGUACCAAACAACACUGCGCAACCGCCAUUUCUCGGGACUCACCCCGCAUACGGACGAAUUGAGUGGCCUUUGCUGGAUCCUCGAUGACUUCAUAUGCGAAGGACAUCUCUUCCCCAUCCAAAAUGUCGUCGAAGUCGUCUUGCAAAGCAUCUGUGGCGACUUCAACCGGGCAUCUUUCUUUCGUCUUGCCGCCGGUGAGACCUUCAAUCAGCAAGGCCACAUCCGCCUUGCCUGA
Molecule: messenger RNA, 1203 nt
Organism: Aphanomyces astaci
Lineage: Eukaryota; Oomycota; Saprolegniomycetes; Saprolegniales; Verrucalvaceae
Exons: 4
Coding region: 1-1203 (400 amino acids)
Source: RefSeq, a predicted model, not a curated record